Cladocopium goreaui is the source of this 3099-nucleotide messenger RNA. The record is from the annotation of a GenBank genome assembly. NCBI's taxonomy places the organism in Eukaryota, Dinophyceae, Suessiales, Symbiodiniaceae.
AUGCCUUGGGAUAUCUUUCGGCAGGUGUCUUUCGCCAAUCUUCGUAUGGUUUCCCCUACCAUCCAUCCGUUAGACAACGAGCAAUUGGAAGUGACCCUUCUGGAACCCCAGAAAUUUCGAGAUGUGAAGAGUGAAGAUACCACUCUGCCACUGCAAGAACUUUUGGAAUGGGUGGCGCAACACCCUUUCACCGGCUACAAAGGUGGUAUCGCUCGCCUGGUGGCGAAGAUCCUGUGGCUGGACGCAGAGAAUCCGGAUCUCCAAUCCGAGAUCCAAGGCUUCAAUGAUAUUGACUUGAUUUAUUUCUUGCAAGAUGGCGAUGAGCAGCAAAAGACGUCCAUGAAAAAACUGGUGGACGAUGGACUGACCAUUGGAGGUAUUCCUGUGGAGGCACAGGAUGUGGAAUAUUCCUAUGAUACCAUUCCUCACGUGUUGGCCACUCGAGAUUUGACACAGAAUCAGUGCAUCAUCGUCUCAGACGCGAGUGGUCGCGUGUUUCUGAUCACGGCGCAGGUGUGUCGUCAGCACAUGUUGCAGAGCAAGACAGCUCCUGCUGUGGCGUCUGACAACAGCACCUUAGACGACUACGGCAACGUGGUGGCCAAGCCUCGCGCCGUGGGCCGCGCCAUCAUUCAAUGGAUGAAGGGACGGGCCAGCACCGUAGAGUUGAACGAUGCCACGGUGAAGUUCUAUCGCAAGCAGAAGCUGCCCAAGAUGACCCUUUUCCAGGUGUUCAACAAAGCCAAGGGCAAUGAGAUGUACAUGAAGGUCUAUACAGAGCUACUUCGCCUGGGCUUUGUGGAGCAUCAGCAGUUCCCUCACGCGCUCUGGGGCGAUUGCUAUUGCUACGUGAACUCGUUGAUCGCACGGCACGGCUACCGCCUGGAGCUGGAGAGCGAUUUGGACUCCGCGGCGGUGGAGAAGUGGAAGGAAGCGAAGUAUGCGGAGCAAUUGGCCCGGACCCGGAUCAGCAUCUUCCGCGAUUUCCGCUUCCACCGAAUGGUUUUGGAUGAAACCUUUCUGAUGCCCUACGAGAUCGCGGACACUCCACUCACUGCUGGUCUGAAGGAGCGAGCACAUGGCUGGCCAAUUGGAGCAUCCAUCGCGAGAGCACCUGACGCGUCUCCGAAGGCUCCAGUCACGAACCUCGAUGCAACUGGCAGGCGGCUCACUGAUCUCCUCUACCACGCGAUGCUCGGCGAUGGGGUGAUGGGCAGUCAUGGAGAUGGCACGAAGUCAGAUUUGAGCAAACGUCACUUGGCGAGUGUGGCGGUGGCCGAACGAGCUUUGAGUAAGCAGCCGGGCACCACCUUCCGGCUGGGCGGCAGCGAGGCGGCGGACAGCGCCUCACGGCUGGUGCGCCAGGCGGCGCACGAGAAGGGCAAAGCGAAGGCCGCGGAGCGCCUGGGACGUGCGUUCGACCGGCGGAUCAUCCAGCGGAUCCUCAGCAGUGGUGGUGCGUACUUAGAGCAAGAUGAUUUGCCAGAUGAUCAGCGCGACCCCUUGCUGAACCAAAACAUGUUCGGGAAACUGACCAUGACCGAGACCUUUCUCCACUUGUUACGGGUGGUGAAGAUUGCAUGGGUGCAAUUCCUGCUAUCGUUUCUGGUCAAUCUCUUCGCAGCCGUUCUCUUCGUUCUGGUCAUCAACCAUAUGGCUUCAGCCUUCUGGUUGCUGGCGGCGUUUGCUUCCAAUGCCCUUGGUGCGUGGCUGUUUAUUCGUGCCUCCAACUGUGCCCUCCUGAAUGUGCUCAGCUCCAUGUUCUUGGCGUUGCUCAACCUGCGUGCUGAUGCGUUUUCUACGAGGCUCUUUUCGGAGGUUUGGAGUCGCCUGGUAGGCGACACCCGGGCUCUGCAAGGAGUGCUGGAAUCGUGCAGUGACUUCACCAUCGAAGCUCUGACGGCCAUCGGCGCACUCUUCGUGUUGUUGUUUUCCAUGGAGCCGUCCUGCGACAAUUCCAUUUGGUCAACGAUGUUGGUGGUGGUGUCCACCGGCACCGGCAUGGCCGCCAUCUCCAUGUUGGCGGGCUUCUCUUUGCGCAGCUCCUCACGCAUGUCGCGGAGCAUGAUCGGUUACCUCUAUUCCUACAUGUUGCUUGGCCGGCUCCAAGACCUGGGUAACAUGAGGUUCUCCAGUCUCAGCAAUUUCUUCGAGACCAAAUUCAUCCCGGAGCAGUUCGCGGCCACCACCAGCGCCUAUGAAGAGAUCCAAAGUGCCAGUUUGGAGCAGCGGAAGAAGCUGACCUUAAUUCAUCAGGUGGUGUCCAUCUUCCUCCGUGUCACGGAAUUUGCGGCCCUGACUCAAGCCUUGUAUCGAUUGGUUCACAGCUCAAGCACUGAUGCCAGUUGCUUACACAGCUAUUCCAUUCAAGCCAUGUCGAUACCCAUCUUGCUGAGUGCUGUUAGAAGAGCCAGUGAGGCCUGUUUGCAACUCUUCUCCUCUGUAGGUUCGCUGGAACGGCUCUUCCUGCUCUCCCGCGCCCUGCUCCGCUUCUCCACGCCGCGCUUUGAUGGCAUCAACCACUUCGCAGCUGAGAGGAUCAGUAUGGAAAUUCCACAUGACUUCAACGUGUCUCUCGGUUCUCCACAGUUCGGCCCUUUCGCGCGCAUCCCGGCGCUUCCAGAGGUGAAGGUAGGCAAACUCAACGUGCUGGCCAUGGCUCGUGGUCAAGGUGCCAGUACCUUGGCCAAGAUCCUGCUGCGCAUCGUGGACGCCCCCGCGCGAAUCAAGAUCGACGGCGAGCAUGUGGAGCAAUACGAGCAGGAAACCCUGAACUUCGCGAUUCACGUCGUGGACCAUCCGCCCCUGGCCUCCAGUGUGGCAAGGACCGCGGGGCAAGGGCAGAGCCUCACGGAAUACGUUCAAUUGGGUUUGGAAGACAACGGAAUGGGAUUACCUUUGGAUGUUUGUUUACAUCGGGCUGGCAUUUGGAGCCAAGUUGCCAAUAUUCCGCAUGGCAUCGAAUGUACAGAAUGGAGCUCCUACAUGACCAAACCCGAAGCCUAUCGUGUGCAAUUGGCACGUGCUCUCUUCCGUGCAUCCCUGGGGACCUUGCGCAUGCGCCUGGGGACGAAUCCACUGGAAUGCUGUUCCAUGUGA